UGCCACGCUAUGACGAAAAUCCUCAUCGUUGGGAUGGCAGUCCUCUGCCUAUCCGUCGGAGUCCUAGGAUUUAAGCCCCUGCUCUUGGAAGAGAAUUGCGGAUUCGAAAACCAAAUAUCCGCGAGAAUCAUGAACGGCCAAGCUGCCAAGUUGGGAGAAAAUCCAUGGAUGGCUUAUCUGAAAACUCCCAGUGGGUCCAAGUGUGCCGGAACCCUCAUAAAUCACUGGUUCGUUUUAACGACGGCUCAGUGCAUUCCCGACGAUUUAGCAAUAACUGUUCGCCUGGGCGAGUACAACACGAAAACAAAGCAUGAUUGUGAGAAUCGCAGGUGCCAGGGAGACGCCGAGGAGUACGAAGUGGACAUGGCAUUCAGGCAUACGAAGUACAAGCCGAGUGAGCAUCUCAAUGACAUCGGAUUGUUGCGACUCGAGAGGAGGGUGGAGUAUUUUGCUCACAUCCGGCCCAUCUGUAUUUUCGUGGACGAACGACUGAGGGAUCAUGUAAAUCUGCUCACCUGGUUCACAACUGUCGGUUGGGGAAAGACUGCCGACAAUAAGAGCAGCAACAUCCUCCAGAAAAUUGACAUCAGUCGCCAACCCAAGGAGUUGUGCUCCGAGAUCUUUGGCCACUCCUUGACCUCAGAUCAGAUCUGUGCUGGCAACCAAAACGGGGCCCUCUGCACUGGCGACCUUGGUGGUCCGCAGAUGCGGCUAAUGUGGCACAACAACCAUGAUCGUUAUGUUCAACUGGGGAUCGCCAGUUGGGUGAGCGAUAAGUGUCUCAAUGGAAGCAUUUUCACGAAUCUCUUGCCUCACGGUCACUGGAUCGAACGCGUGGUAAGGCAGUUUGGACCUGUCCAAGAUCUGCAGAGACCUUCAGCCACUAUUCCGGACUUGCCCGACUUCUAUCAACCCAUUUAAUUUCAUGUCAAAAAACAAAGCUUUUCAAUACCUAUUCCUGAUUUAAGAAACGGUCUAUUUAAAUUAAUUUUUUUUUUAAUAAAUAAUCG
This is a messenger RNA of Drosophila takahashii, 1010 nucleotides long. Its product is annotated as melanization protease 1. Gene Ontology annotation, molecular function: serine-type endopeptidase activity. Gene Ontology annotation, biological process: proteolysis. Lineage: Eukaryota; Metazoa; Arthropoda; Insecta; Diptera; Drosophilidae. The record is from RefSeq and is a predicted model, not a curated record.